Messenger RNA from Ixodes scapularis (black-legged tick), 2189 nucleotides. RefSeq names its product actin-related protein 3 (gene Arp3). Gene Ontology annotation, biological process: Arp2/3 complex-mediated actin nucleation. Bases 221 to 1477 code for a protein of 418 amino acids. Lineage: Eukaryota; Metazoa; Arthropoda; Arachnida; Ixodida; Ixodidae. Gene Ontology annotation, cellular component: actin cortical patch; Arp2/3 protein complex. Gene Ontology annotation, molecular function: actin filament binding. The record is from RefSeq and is a predicted model, not a curated record. The transcript has 12 exons.
AGUCACCACUCAAAUCUGGUACCUGACGAAUUAUCAAUCUAUCCGUAUGAAGAGAACUCUACGCAUGCGCUGUGCGAAGUGAUAAAGCGAGCCGCUCAGGCGAGUGAGGCCAACGAGGGGCGCAGCGUGCGCGUACGUCUGCGACUGGCUUCCUGCGACCCGCGACUUCCCUUGGGCCGCCCCCAACGCCUCUAGGACUGAAGUCGGUUUUCUUCGCAACAUGGCAGGCCGUCUGCCAGCGAUCGUGAUAGACAAUGGCACCGGCUACACAAAGCUUGGAUUUGCUGGGAACAAGGAACCACAAUUCAUCAUACCAUCUGCCAUAGCAAUACGUGAGAGUGCCAAAAUUGGAGACCAGGCAACCAGAAGACUAGCCAAGGGAAUUGACGACUUGGAUUUUUUUAUUGGGGAUGAGGCUCUUGAUGCUUCUGGCUAUGCUGUAAAGUACCCCAUUCGCCAUGGCAUUGUGGAAGAUUGGGACUUGAUGGAACGUUUUUGGGAGCAGUCCAUUUUCAAGUACCUGAGAGCUGAGCCUGAGGACCACUACUUUUUAUUAACGGAGCCUCCCCUCAACACCCCUGAAAACCGGGAGUACACGGCCGAGAUCAUGUUUGAGUCAUUCAAUGUUCCAGGGCUCUACAUCGCUGUACAGGCAGUUUUGGCCUUGGCUGCAUCCUGGACAUCUCGCCAAAUGGGAGAGCGAACCCUCACUGGCCUCGUGAUUGACUCAGGAGAUGGUGUGACACAUUGCAUUCCAGUUGCCGAGGGCUACGUAAUUGGCAGUUGCAUCAAGCACAUUCCCAUUGCGGGCCGCAAUGUAACUUACUUCAUUCAGAACCUUCUGCGUGAGCGCGAGGUUGGCAUUCCACCAGAGCAGUCAUUGGAGACUGCCAAGGCCAUCAAGGAAAAGUUGUGCUACAUCUGCCCUGACAUUGCUAAAGAAUUCUCAAAGUAUGACCAAGAACCCAGCAAGUGGAUCAAGAAGUAUGAUGGCAUAAACACUGUGACUAAACAGCCGUUCAGUGUGGACGUUGGUUACGAGCGCUUUCUUGGUCCCGAGAUUUUCUUCCACCCAGAGUUCUCCAACCCUGACUUCACAACACCCAUAUCAGAGAUUGUGGAUACAUGUGUGCAGAGCUGUCCCAUUGAUGUACGUCGUCCCCUCUACAAGAACAUUGUCCUCUCUGGUGGCUCCACAAUGUUCCGUGAUUUUGGCCGCCGCCUGCAGCGCGACCUGAAGCGUGUUGUUGAUGCACGGCUCAAGUUCAGUGAGAAGCUGAGUGGAGGCCGUAUCACGCCCAAACCGAUGGAUGUGCAGGUGAUUUCUCACCAUAUGCAGAGAUAUGCAGUCUGGUUUGGUGGCAGUAUGCUGGCCUCUACGCCCGAAUUCUACCAAGUAUGCCACACAAAGAAAGCGUAUGAAGAGUGUGGCCCUAGCAUCUGCCGCCAUAACCCAGUGUUUGGUGCCAUGACGUAGGGUGCAUUUCAAACCACUGAAUCCAUGUUCUGAAUAGAAUGGGUGACACAUUGGUGGUCAUUGAACUUCAAAAUGGAUAUUUCAUACGAAUUUGUAUACAUCUUUAAUUUCGAAGGUUCCUUUUUCUUUUUUAAGUUAUAUGGUGUAACUUGAUUGUGAUUUUCAGUACAGCAGUCGCUACAGCUGGCAAUAUUUUUUUUUCUUUUAAGGACUCUCAAUCAAUUUUGUUGUGCUGUUUAGCUUAAGUUUCGCAUUGUUUUUUUGUUGGUCAAUGGAUUUUGUAGUGUCCAGCUCCUUUCGUUUGACUGUUCAAUCUGUAAAGUUCAUUACGAAAGUUGGCAAGUAAAAUUAUGCACGUAUGUAAUAACUUAUGCAGUUGUUUUUACUUUUGAACAUCACUUUUCUUUAGUUUGGCCAAGCAUUGAAUCUUUCUGCUUGCCAUUGUUUUUAGCAACUCGGUAUUACAAUGGGAACAGAGAUAAAGUAUGAAUUUUGGAAAACAUUUACACUUCUCUUUUCUGUUGUAUUGCAAGUUUUCACCUUUACCUGAACUUGUGUUUCAACAAAUGAAGUCGGAUCUGUACACUUUUCUAACGAAAUCUGUUGAGUAAGUAGUAACAUGUUUGUAGCCUGCAGUGGUGUAUAAAAUGCUAAGCUUUGUGAAUGACUGAGAACGACCCUGGGAGUAAUAAAGUGGAUAUUGAUUCGUUUA